AUGGCAACACGUUCGUAUGUUAUACCAGAUGUUGACGACGAUGAUGAUAAUCAAAAAGAAUCAAUGAAUUUAUUUUCUAAAAGAAUAAAAACAGAUGAUUCAUCAACAAUAAAUGAAACAUCAUCAUCAUCAAAUCCUAUUAAUGAAACAGAUUUUUCAACAUCAUCUGUUCGUCCAACAUCGUCAUCAUCAUCAUCACUUUUCGUUCAUUCUCGUCAACGAGGAAAUCCAUUAUUAAAAUAUAUACGUCAAGUUAAAUGGGAAUAUUCCGAUAUGAUAUUGGGUGGAGCCGAUUAUUCAAUGAGUCGUAGUUCAUGUGCAUUAUAUUUAUCUCUUCGUUAUCAUCAAUUAAAUCCAAAUUAUAUAUAUGAACGUCUUAAGUCAAAUAAAUUACCAUAUCAAUUAAAAAUUUUACUUGUUCAAUGUGAUAUUAAUGAAGCAUCACAAACAUUAAAAGAACUUGCACGUCUUUCAAUUAUUUAUGAUUUAACACUUAUUAUUAGUUGGAAUGAUGAAGAAUCAGCGAGAUAUUUAGAAACAUAUAAAAUAAUUGAAGGAAAAUCAGCUGAAAAUUUAAUGGAUCUACAACAAUAUCAAUCAAAUGAUUAUUUAACAAAAUUUAUUGAUAUGAUUACACAGAUUAAAUCAGUAAAUAAAACAGAUGCUCAAACAUUAUUACACGGAUUUGGUUCGUUAGAAAAAAUAUUAAAUUCAUCAAAUGAACAAUUAUGUGUUUGUCCUGGUUUAGGAACAUUAAAAGCUCAAAGAUUAUAUCAAUCAUUUAAUCAACCAUUUAAAAGAGAAAAACAAAAAAUAAAUAUUAAUAAACAAAAUAAAAUUUCACAAGAUAAACAUUUUGAUGAUCAAACACAUUUAGAUUUAUCGAAUAUUGAUGAAGAAGUUUAA
This is a messenger RNA of Rotaria sp. Silwood2, 906 nucleotides long. NCBI's taxonomy places the organism in Eukaryota, Metazoa, Rotifera, Eurotatoria, Philodinida, Philodinidae. The record is from the annotation of a GenBank genome assembly.